This is a messenger RNA of Coregonus sp. 'balchen', 4059 nucleotides long. The record is from the annotation of a GenBank genome assembly. NCBI's taxonomy places the organism in Eukaryota, Metazoa, Chordata, Actinopteri, Salmoniformes, Salmonidae.
AUGGAUAGCAACGAGACUCCUGCCCAGAGGCCAGUCACCCUGGACAUCACAGGGGCAGUGGAGGUUGAACCCAGCCUGAGUGAAGACCUUAUCCCUCCAGAGCCAGCCUCCACCCUCUCGCCCUCCUCUGAUGUCCUGUUCCAGGAGGACAGCAUUGACCUGGGGGGGCGAGUCCUUCAUUACUCCCCAGGAGGACAGCCACAGCACAUCCUCAGAGAGCCUGAUGGACAAGCUCAACUACCAGAUGAUGGAGAGUGUCGUGGUCUCUGACUCCCCCAACAACAGUGAGGAGGACGACGUGGAUCCCAUGGACAACCUGCUGGAGCAGUUUGAGGAGAGAGAGGAGGAGCCAGCAGCAGCAGUUGUUAAAAAGACCUCAGUGGAGAAAGAGAAGGAGGUGGAGGUGAAGGAGGAGAAAGUGGAUGAUCUGAUCGGAGAAGACACUACUGAGAACAAGAUAGAGGCUGCGAUGAUACAGACAAGUCCAGUAGCCUCUAGCCCUGAGGAACCAGUGGAGGAUGUGAAACCGGAACUAACCACUGAAGAGCAGGACGUUGUCGCCGUCACCAUCUCCGCUGUAACCCCAGAGGACAGCACCCACAGCCUAGGCACCCCUAAACAUGAGGCAGCAGCCCUGGAGGCCAGCAGCAAAGGGACCACACCCAAGAACGAGCCCAUCCCUGUGUGCACCAUCUUCAGCCAGCCCAAAGCCCAGGCCCUGGUGCCAGAUGGCUUCCAGCCCACCCUCAUUAAAUCACCCAGCUUCAGUAGUGGCAGCGGCAGGGGGAGCACAGAGAUUACCCCCAGUAAACUGGCUCCCCUGGUCUGCAAGUCCCAGCCUCAGCAAGUUAUUUUCUGACCGCGGCCAUGUCAACCCGGCUACUGACUUCUUUGACUCCUUCACCACCUCCUCCUCCUUCAUCUCUGUCAGCAACCCUAACGCAGAGUCCCCAAAGUCAGCCGCCCCACCCGAACACCAGCUCUCUGGGUACACUCUGUCCACCUUUGGCCUACCCAGACUGAAGCAACCCCCAUGCCUCUUCAACAGGCUGCAGCAGAGCCAGCCCCGGCCCCUCCUCAGCCCUUCACCCAGCUGCAGACAGUGGUCUUAGGGGGAGACGACCCGUUUGCCAAGGCUCUGAACAUGAGUGAAGCUGAUAAGAGGUACGACGCAUGGCUGCCCUCUGAGGAGACCAGGAAGGUGCUGAUCUCCGUGGCAACUCAGCUGGACAGCCAGGUGUUUGUGGAGAGGGAGUGGCUGGCCAGGCCCGGACAUGGAGUGGCUGGCCAGGCCCGGCAGGUGGGUUAGCUUGCCAUUAAUGCCAUUAGCCCAUAGAGCUGGGUUUCCAGUUCGAUAUCAUUCGGAAAUCUGCUUUCAACAGCUGUGUCUAGUCUUGUGUACGAUGAAUGCUUUUGAAGUGGAUCAUUUGCUUAUUUAUAGACCUAGUCCUCUAAAAAUGUUGCGACCUACUCGCAUACCUGUGUGUGUGUGUUUCAGGGUGAUGCUGUGAAGGACCUGAUUGUGCGUCUCAUGGGGGAGCAGGCAGCUAUGAAGAGACAGGUCCUUACAGCCAACUCUGUAGAACAAUCCUUCCUGGGCCUCAAAAACUCAUUGUGAGUCACUGUGUGUGCAUGUUAAUGUGUUUGUGCAAACAGGUAUUUUAUACAUCUGUAUGUAGUGCCUUGUUAGACACAACUUAUUUUCAUGACGGCUUGUCUUACUCAUGGAAUUCCAUGGUAACAGAUUGCCCUUAUACCUCUUUCACCUUUUAGAACACUGCACUUCUACUUAUUCAGUGGUAGAAGACCAUGUAAAUGGCUAUGUUUGCUGAAUUUGGUUAGUGUGCAUGCAGCAGAUAGAUACCCUUGACAUUCUGUGAUGACUACCUAGAGUAUGCCUCACCUUCCUCAUAGAAUGGUGUUGUUAAUAGCACAGCUCCAUAAAAUACCCUAUAAUUUCUCUGGCUCACCUGUCUCCCCUACCCCCCCAUAAAGCAUGAAAAUUAGUCUACAUAACGACCUCUCCUCCUCCAUCACCCUAUCCUCCUCCAUCUUAGCCGUUGACCUGCAAACUACCCUGACCUGCACUUGGUAUUUAAAACUUAUGCACCAUAGCAGCCGGCAGAGAGAUGGAGGGUGAGGGAGAGAGAAUAGAAGGGAGGGAGGAGAUCCUCCAGGCUCUGAGUUCUCUCCUGCUGUGCCGAUGUAUAAUGCAUGGGAGCUGUGUGCAUAUUUAAAGGCCUUCUGGACUCUGCUCACACAAACACACACACAUCUGGUGCUGGACUGCAGUCUGCCAGGACACACACAUACACCCUCUCACAGAGUAGACCACUUGACCGAAGGCUGAAAAUACCACCUGGUGUGUGUGCGUCACCGACCCUACCGAUGCACACCAGCUAGCGUGGGCGGCUCCCCGGUGUAAUGAGGGAGUGAAGGAGGGAAAUAAAAAGAGAGGGAGAGAGAGAGAGAGAGUGAGUCAGGCAGGUCUGUUGAAAUGUCAGUGGGCUUUGCUCCUCCACUGUGGCCCUCACAGCUCCAGACCGACUCAGCCAGUCAACCUUACACUGAUCAAUAGCUGUGAUUGAUUGCACCGAAUUUGAGACACCUGGGUGGUCUCUUUCUCGAUUCGCUCGGUGAAUGUUGGCAAGGUGUGCGUGUGUGUGCGUGCGCGUGUGUCUGGUUGUACAGAGCUGUGUGUACCCUGGGGUUGUAGUGACUAGUGAGAUGUGUAUGUACUCCCCCCUCCCCCCCUGAUUCUUGGGGCUUCUGGGAGCUGGCAGUGACUCAUGCUGCAGUGGCAGAGUGUGACUGCACCCACUGCCUCUGCCUCCACACUCCUUCUGAGAACGCACAGACGCUGGCUCACACAGAGGGAGGAGCACAGAGAUGAGGGAGGGGAAGAAGAAAGAGGAAAGAUAUAGGGAGGAUGAGAGAAAAGGGAGGGAGGAAGAGUUAUUAGGCAGGGAAAGAAGAAAGAUGAGGGAGGGGAAGCGAGGGGGAAAAAAGGAGGAAGCAACCUCUGUGGUAAGAGUGAGGCUUUGUGAACAGAUGCUGCGUUCUCUCUCUCCUCUCUCUCUCUCUCUCCAUCCUUCCAUCCCCCGCUGAUCCACAGACAGCGGCAGUAGUGAUAUGCACCACUGAGUAAACAUUAUUCACAUGUAGUAGAGCUCAACUAACAUCUUAUUAGCAUCAACUUUACAUAUAGUAACUGAGUCCAAAUAUCAUAGCUACACACUGUGACUUUAAAUGGAACUAACCCCAACCCUGUAGAAUGUUGGUGUAGUGGAGACGUCCUCUUUCUCUCUGCUGGAUUAGCUGUCCUCUAUCCCUCAGGGUGUCUCUCUCCCUCUUCCUUCUACCCCUCUCUCUUUUCUUCCUUUCAGGGCUAGUGACCCGUCCGUCUGUCCUCUCCCUUGAGUCGGCUAGUCAGCAUUCCCCCUCUUGCUCAGCAGGGCUCAAGGCCUUUAUUUUCUCUCUCUUCACUCCAUCCACCCCUCCCUCCCUUCCUCUCACCCCACCUUAAUUUCCUUGGACUCUUGUGUGUGUGUGACCUGUCUCAUGUGGCCAGUGUCAGCUAGCCACUGCCCCCUCUUGCACAGCAUCAUCCAUGGCCUCUGUCUAUCUCCCUCCCUCCAUUCCUCCCUCUGGUGACCUGUCUCCCCCUUCUCCAACAAUCCCUCCCCAUUGGGAUUCUGGCCCAAGGACUAUAUUUCUCCCUCCCUCCCUCCCUCCCUCCCUCCCUCCCUCCCUCCCUCCCUCCCUCCCUCCCUCCCUCCCUCCCUCCCUCCCUCCCUGUGGCUGGUCAGCGUCCCCUCUCUCAGCAGGGCCCAGGGCUGGCUAAUCUGUCACUCUGAUUAGCCACCUUUCUCCCUCCAUCCCACUCUUCCUCUGCGGCCGAUGACCUCUCUCUCUCCUCCCAGUGUGCUGGUGUCUGGGCCUGGGGCCUGUGUGUUGGAGCCAUAUGUCCAGUGUAGGAGGGGGGCAGGGGCCGGGGGAGGUAUGAUCAGCAUCAUCCCCACCUUACUCCCACCUUGGCUGGGUCAGCCUCAGCCUUGA